Exserohilum turcica Et28A is the source of this 769-nucleotide messenger RNA. RefSeq lists its product as uncharacterized. Lineage: Eukaryota; Fungi; Ascomycota; Dothideomycetes; Pleosporales; Pleosporaceae. The transcript has 2 exons. The record is from RefSeq and is a predicted model, not a curated record. Gene Ontology annotation, biological process: rRNA (guanine-N7)-methylation; tRNA methylation; peptidyl-glutamine methylation. The coding region runs from base 7 to 474 and encodes 155 amino acids. Gene Ontology annotation, molecular function: protein heterodimerization activity.
AAGAAAAUGAAACUCCUCACCCUCAACUUCCUCACCUGCGCCAUCAAAACGUGCAAAACAAACCCCGCCUCCUUCCCGCUGCACCCACGCGACGCAGAACUCGAAAUCGUUGAGACGGAGGUCAAUCUGGCGUUUCUGAAAAACAUCUUGCCGCGGAUCUUGUGGGAGGAGUUGCGGGGCAUUUGCAGUGAGCUCGGUCUCCCUGCUCUCCCGCCCACAGCGCCUACGCCUGCGGAUCUCGUUGAACCGUCGUCUACCUCGGCUUCAGCUCUAGAUACACCGGAUUCGGCGCCAGCGGGUGCAGAACAACAAGAGGAAGAGGAAGAAGAGCCGAGCCAGACGGCAAAGGAUCUGCAUAGAGUGCUGCUUGAAACGUGCAUAAAAGAGGGGAAAUUGGUGUGUGGUGCGUGUGAGCAUGAGUAUGCGGUUAAAGAAGGUGUGGCGAAUUUCUUGCUGCCGGGGCAUUUGGUGUAAGGUGUAAGGAGCAUAUGUGUGUGGGGAAUUAAGAGAGAGAGAGAGAAAGAGAGGAGCAUGUUUGUUACUGUGGGGCUUGAAAAGAUGGGGGAAUGCGCGGGGGAAAAGAGACUAGCAGUCGAGUCUGCGACGUCUGUCAUGAGAUGAGGUGGUUUUCGAGGCGCAUACAGAGGGCAAUGCAGUUACGGGGCGAAAUGGGCGACGCAUCCGCAUACAGCACUUCUGCCACUACGUCCACAUGUCGGUGGACUUUCUCAGCCGACCCGCGGAAAAAUGAGGGAGAGAGAGAGAGAAU